AUGAGCAGUGGAUUGCUGCUUGCCGGCCUUGGAAUGGCCGCCGUUGGAUUUGGAGCCCGUUAUGUGCUACGGAAUCAGGCGGUAUUGAAGAAGGGUCUCGAGAAGAUUCCCGGCGGAGCGUUCGACAAGUAUUAUCGCGGCGGAUUCGAGGCGAAAAUGUCGCGACGAGAAGCCGCGCUGAUCCUCGGCGUUCCGGCAUCGGCGAAACCGCAAAGAAUCAAGGAGGCGCACAAGAAAAUCAUGAUAGUGAAUCAUCCAGAUCGAGGCGGCUCGCCAUAUUUGGCAGCGAAAAUCAACGAAGCGAAGGAUUUGAUGGAAUCGACGAAAAGCUGA
Caenorhabditis bovis is the source of this 333-nucleotide messenger RNA. NCBI's taxonomy places the organism in Eukaryota, Metazoa, Nematoda, Chromadorea, Rhabditida, Rhabditidae. The record is from the annotation of a GenBank genome assembly.